This is a messenger RNA of Hydractinia symbiolongicarpus, 3345 nucleotides long. RefSeq names its product FAD-dependent oxidoreductase domain-containing protein 1-like. The transcript has 8 exons. Bases 296 to 1579 code for a protein of 427 amino acids. Gene Ontology annotation, cellular component: cytoplasm. Gene Ontology annotation, molecular function: oxidoreductase activity. The record is from RefSeq and is a predicted model, not a curated record. Lineage: Eukaryota; Metazoa; Cnidaria; Hydrozoa; Anthoathecata; Hydractiniidae.
UUUUAGUUUGACUUAUCCAUCAUAUUUUUUACGUUGAUACCGAUGGGCCACCAUAGAAGUGUUAAGUGCAGAAGAGAAGUGUCAAAAUACUGAAGAGAAGUGUCAAAAUACAGAAGAGAAGUGUUUCGUUAUAUAGAAGAGAAGUGAUUUUGAUUUGGAAGAGAAGUGAGCCAUAGGGGCCAUCGUACUAAAUAGAACUUUCAAAAAAUACCGAACGUAAAUAAAAACACAUGGCUCUGUUAAACUAUAAGAAUAAAUGCUGAAAGUCAGUGAACAACUCUAAAACUGCUAGGAUAUGAUGAUUAGAAGCACAUGGAAUAGGUUGCAGUUUAAAUACAAACUUAGGGCGCUUUUUCACUCAACAGCAGAUAGAUCAUCAAGAUAUUGUACACAUUAUGAUGUUGUUAUUGUUGGUGGUGGUGUCAUGGGAUCAUCGUCUGCAUAUUUUUUAAAAAACAAAGCACCAUCAAUGAAAAUUGCUAUCAUUGAAAAGGACACAAUAUAUACACAAGCCUCAAGCGCACUUUCAGCAUCAUCCUUUCGACAACAAUUUUCAAUCUCAGAAAAUAUUAGAUUAUCCCAAUGGAGUCAUGAGUUUAUGAAAAACAUUCAGCAUUAUCUAAGCGUUGAUGGACAGGAUAAACCUGAUGUUUGCAUUCAUGAAAGUUCUUAUAUGUUUUUAGCAUCGAAACAUACUAUUGACAUUUUGGAGGAAAAUUGUGCUUUGCAAAGGAGCUGUGGUGCCAAUAUUAAUUGUAUUCCUGCACAUGGGUUAAGUGAGCACUUUGAUUGGUUGAAUGUGGAUGGAGUUUGUGCUGGGAGUUUUUGUGAAGACGGACGUGAGGGUUGGUUCGAUGCUUGGUCUCUGUUAACUUCCUUUCAAAAAAAAGCUGUUAGUUUAGGUGUAGAAUAUAUUCAAGGAGAAUGUGUUCAGUUAAAUAUCGACUCAAAAGUAUCCAGUGUUAAAAUUCGACGCGAAAAAGAUGAAAGACAAAUUCAUUGUUCAAAUUUCAUAAACGCAGCCGGUCCAUGGGCUGGUUAUUUAAUGGAGAAAGUUGGUAUUCCUCUUCCCGUUUUCCCGCGUAAGCGAUAUAUAUUUGUAAUCGAUUGUCCAAAAGGACCAGGAAGAAGCAUGCCAAUGUUGGUUGAUACGACAGGGGUGUAUUGUAGGCCUGAUGGAAAUGGAACAUUAUAUAUAUGUGGACAAAGUCCAAGUGAGGAUAAAGAACCAGACAUUUCCAAUCUUGAAGUUGAUUACGAUUAUUUUUAUGAGACGAUAUGGCCGGCUUUAGCUUAUAGAGUUCCAUCUAUGGAAGAAUUGAAGUUGAAGCAUUCAUGGGCUGGAUAUUAUGAUUACAAUACUCUGGAUCAAAACGGAAUAAUCGGACCACACUCCGAAGUUGAAAAUUUAUAUUUUGUAAAUGGGUUCAGUGGUCACGGAAUUCAACAGUCGCCUGCCGUUGGAAACGCUAUUAGUGAAGUUUUGCUAGAUGGUCAAUAUACAGAGAUCGAUUUGUCAAAGUUUGGUUAUCAACGAAUUCUAAAUAAUGAACCAGUGUUUGAAAUUAAUGUGGUAUAGAAUUACGCGAGUUGCUUGUCAGUAUGUACUCGAGAUUGGCGAGUCCUUCGGUUUUGUUUAGCAAAUGACCAGUCAAUAUCAGUCUUUAGUCUUGGUUAACCCUAUUUAUACUCGGCCUACUCGGCAUACACUAUUCUACAAGGCAACGUUUUUUAUAUAAAAAAAAAAAAUCCCAUUUUAGGAGUUACCAUGGCAGCGGCGUUGUCAUAGGUGAAAACAAAGUGGGGUUUUCUAAUUACUUUGUGUUUUCUGUUGGAGGUGGUAUUAAUUGACUUCACUUACUGACAAUGUAUUUUUAUAUUCAUUAAACUCUAAGGAAAUGAUAUUAUUAAAAAUUAGCCUUAUAAUUAUUAUAAAAUCAUGCUCAAGGUGACGUAGCUCACUAAAACUCACUAAAAUUUUCGUUUCUUCUUAUGUGAUGUAAGAACAAAUAUUUCAGAUUUUGUGUGUGUGUGAAUGCUGUGUGCAAGCAACACAUAUAUAAUAUCUGUGAUAUAUGCAGUGAUGAAUAAGGGUAUAUGUAUUUUUUUUCCAAAAAUACAAUUCUCGUGUUUUCUAAAAAAACGUUUUUAUUAUUCUGAAAAAUACGCUAAUUAGGCAUUAAUCCUCAAGUAAUUGAGGGCAUAACUCACCUUCAGCAUUGUUCCAAAUAUUAAUUAUAUUAUUAAUGAUUAAAGAGGAGUUAUUUACAGAUCAAAACCUACGCGCAAAACAAUUUCUAUGGCUUGUAAUAAAUACCAAAAAUAGGCUAAAUUAUAGGGAAAAUGAUGACGUCACACCACAAAUGCUCACGUCAGCAAAAAAUUUUUUCGUCAUUAGUUUUCUUUUAUGUGGAACAACAUUUAUGGUACAUUUUAUCAACAGAACUUAAGCCAAUCAAAAGUUAUUUGAGGUGGUGAAAUCCACACCCACCCCCCACCCCCAAGGAUAUUUAAUACUCCAAAACCCCAAUAUAAAUAGGGUUAAACGAAUAUUUUUUAAUUCAUUGGAACAAAUUUAGAACCUAGAUUUAUUGCAUCACUAGGCAAACAAAUAUUUUUUAUCCCAUUAUAAUACAUAUUUAUAUAGAGUUUUUUUUUUAUAUUUUUCAUUUAUUUUGAACGUUAGAUUGAAUAUUUCCCAUCAUGGUAGGUUUACUUUUUAAUCUCUAUCAUCCUCUUUCGUGAUAAUUUUCAAUGUUGAUAAACAGAUAAAAGAAAGGUCUACAAUUAAGAACAUGUGUACUGAAAUAAGUUCUUUAAAAGGAGCACAUUUAUACCAAAAGAUUGUGCGAAAGAGAGCUUUUACGCUCUACUCUUAUAAUGUAUAGGCAACGUUGACGUAACAAAUAUGACAGAUAUACAAUUUUUUACUGGUCACCACUGUUGUACUUUACAGAAAGUUUGCAGAGAGUUUGUAGAGAGUUUGCAGAGAGUUUGCAGAGAUUUUGCAGAGAGUUGACAAAGAGUUUGCAGAAAGUUUGUAGAGGGUUUACAGAGAGUUUGCAGGAAGUUUGCAGAGUGUUUGCAGAACCUAUUCCUUGCUUUGAGUGCUUUUUACCUGGGUACGAUUAUUGACAGUAACUCUAGGUUAACAGACGCAGAAGAACUCUUAAAAGAAGAUAAUCCUGAAAUGAUAGAAGAACUGUAUCGAUUUUCUAAAGAAGCAAUAGAAAGAAGAAAAAACGAAGAUUGAAAAGGAACUUGUAAAUUAAUUUUGUAAUGAUUAUUUUGCCCACUAAGAUGGAGUUGUUCGAUUUAAAUAAAUAAUAAAAACUUGUUAUCCAG